AUGGACUGGCUGACACUGGUAACACCUGAUGAAAUGGAAAGAGUCGGUAGGAGAGCAAAAAGCAUUGAGGAGCUGGAGGCCGCAGUAAUGAAAUACGUGAGAGGUAAAAUGAAGGUUGUACAUACAUACGAACCGGAAUGUGUUGAAUGUGGUAGUAAGUCUAUUGUAGUAAUAGAUGGAGCAGAUGUAUGCACACAAUGUGGUACAAGUGACAGGAAUGGCUUUACAUACUAUGUUAGUUACAACCACAACAAGGACGACUACCUGAAAAAGAAGUCUUGUCAUAAUAGAGUCCGUUGGUUUGAGAGACACUUAUUAGAGCAUGUUGCUUCAGGGGAUAGGGAUACCAUACGGGAGCAGUUUAGAAGCAUCGUAAGAUGUAUACAAAGACUUAAACUGCAACGGGGGCGCAACAUAGUUAGAUAUAAGUUUUACCUACUAAGGAUAGCCAGCAUGAACAACAUCACGUUAAGAAACCCUCCUGAGGACAUUAAGACCAAAAGAAUUGUGGACAUCCUUGAGAAUAGGUUAUAUGGUAAGGUCUUCCCCGAGUUGGGAUGGAAACCCGCAAAUUGUAAAUAUUAUAAUAACUGGAAAUUAAGGAAUAAAAUAUUAAAUUAA
Molecule: messenger RNA, 621 nt
Organism: Paramuricea clavata
Lineage: Eukaryota; Metazoa; Cnidaria; Anthozoa; Malacalcyonacea; Plexauridae
Source: the annotation of a GenBank genome assembly